AUGGUGUUUGGUGCUGCUCCUCCGCGGGAUGCGGAAGGGGAAAUACUGCGGUCUGCAGAUCUUGUUCUUUCGAUUGAGUCGGAAAGCUGUGGAGUCUACCGUUUCAGAAAAGUGACAGAAAUGGAGGUACUUGGGGCUCACAUUUGUUCUGAACUACAUGUGAACGAGCACCCAUAUUUGGAUGCUAGUAUUGACUCCGCUCGAAGGGCCUUCUGGGGUCAGGCUUCUUUCUUCCGCUCCACGGCCAUUCCCUUGAAAGAUAAGUAUGAGAGAUAUGCACAGAGGGUUCAGAGUAUCGUGCUUUACGCUGCAGAAGGUUGUACGGUUGAUUCUUAUUCUUUGAGUGCCAUGCAUAUCUUGGAAGGCAAAUGCCUGGCUGUCAUGUGUCGUUGUGUACGGAGGGAGGAGGAAAGUUAUCAGGAGUGGAACACGAGGAGGUAUGAACGGGCAAGGCAGAAAUUUCAUGAUGCACAUUAUGCGAGUAUUGUACAAAGGUUCCUCCGAGUGCACUGGGCGUGGGCAAUCGACGUGUAUGAUUUUGCGCAUGAGCUGCUCACGAAUCAGGAGGCGCUGGAGACAAAUUCGACAAUAGCUUGGAGAGAUUCUCGAUUCUCAUGCCUGGCGCUUGGCCGGCUGUGGGAUAGAACGAUAACAUAUUCAAGCGAGGCUCUCAGAUGUUGGGGAAAAUGGAAGGAGGCCAGCUCACUGAAACGACAUCGUUGGGGACAGGAGAGUGUAGGCCUUCGUUCGUGGUGUUUUUCUUUGGAAUCGUUUUAUGGUUUAUCCUGGUGGGAGUCCUUUGUUGGGAGCUUUGACCAUUUCAUGGGUUUUGCCGCGCAUGUUUGUUCUAAUAGUAUGUGGAAGUAUUUCCAGAAGAAAUGCAAAGGCUUGGCGUCUUCGGGGGUGCCUGUGUUCUUGAAAACUGAUGAGGAUGGAGGAGUUCAUAUCGGACAGGAUCGGGAGGACAUACCUGCAUAUAGGGAACGACUUAGCAAACGUAUUGCGUUGCAUAACAUGCGUUGUACACAAUGGGACCUCGAAGCGGGUGGGAUACCAUUGGACAUCCAGGGGGACUCACUGCUAGUGAUCAACUGGCUCUGUGGGAAAUGGACAGUACUAUCUCAGGUAUAUCAGAGAAGGGUAGACAUUCUGAUAAAUAAGCUGGACGAGAUGCAGAGUAUGUACUCGGUGAGGCCUCCAGAGGCUGGCCGAGAUUUCUUCUCUCAUUCUUUUCGGGAAUGGAACCGAAGGGCUGACUUGCUGACCCAUCAGGCCCGCCAGGGCCAAGUGUACGCCGAUUUUUUUACCCAGUGA
Messenger RNA from Prorocentrum cordatum, 1314 nucleotides. The record is from the annotation of a GenBank genome assembly. Lineage: Eukaryota; Dinophyceae; Prorocentrales; Prorocentraceae.